AUGCCACAGCAGGAGGAGCACGAUGAGGAUGAGUGUGAUGAGGCACCUGAGCGGCCUGCUGCGAUUAAUCAAGCACUAAAUGGCCUCAAGCGCCUGCUUAGCUUCAAGGAGCAUGAGCCAAAUGCCAACUCCAUGGAGCUCACGUUAUUCAUGCGUAUGGAAAGAAGCCUCCAGCAGCAGGCAGAGCUUAGUAGAUGGCAAGGGACAUAA
Messenger RNA from Blumeria graminis f. sp. triticale, 210 nucleotides. The record is from the annotation of a GenBank genome assembly. Lineage: Eukaryota; Fungi; Ascomycota; Leotiomycetes; Helotiales; Erysiphaceae.